This is a messenger RNA of Mucor mucedo, 1595 nucleotides long. RefSeq lists its product as uncharacterized. The record is from RefSeq and is a predicted model, not a curated record. Bases 469 to 1518 code for a protein of 349 amino acids. The transcript has 2 exons. Lineage: Eukaryota; Fungi; Mucoromycota; Mucoromycetes; Mucorales; Mucoraceae.
UGUAUAAAAAACGAUCUACUCUCCGAAUGUCACUUCGAUUUCAUGUGGGACACAAGCUUUCAGUUGAGAAUAUCUUUUUUUUUAUAAAAAAAAAACGAUUCGUGUGUGUAACAUUGUCCUCUUUAUUUGCAAAAAAAAAAAGUAAAUAAACAGAUUGACAAGUAUAAGGUUGAAACUCACACACUUGAUCUCUAAAAUCCUGUCAGCAGCAUGUAAAGUACUAAGAAUAAAAAAAGAAAGGCCCUCUUCUUUUGGUUUAAAAUAGAUGGGGAUCAUUUCCGACGAUGCUAAAGUGAUGCGCUGUACAGGAUGGAGUUCCAAAGCAUGUGAGCAUAAUAUAAAAGCUGGUAUAAAAUGAGGUGAUACAAACAAACUGUCCUACAAGACUGGGGGGAACAAAGUAAAAAAAAAAAAUCUUUCUAUCUAUCUCUCUCUCUCUCUCUUUUUUCUUCCUUCUUAAAACCAGCAAUGUUUCAACAACGUAUUCAGCUACAGAGAGAAGAACCCAGAUCCCGUUGGAGUAUUCCUUGUUGUAGUUCUUUUCGAACAAGAGGUAUUCAGUUACCUGAAGACGAUUCGGACCACGAGGAGGAAGAAGAACAAAACAUUGCUCCAUUUCACAUUGAAUCUACUCAUUUCUUACAACAUCCGGCUAACCUCUCUCGCAACCCAUUUGCAAGAGUAGACGAACAACCAGAACCACCGAAAAUUGUGCUACCUUCACAGGAAGAACAAUUAAUCGAGGUCACAGAACAGGAGUCAAGUCGACAAAAGUAUGAAAACGAGCCUGACUGGACAGAGUUACAUCAAGCUGCUUCUGCUGCUGCUGAUGCUGCUUCCGACGAUGAUGAUGAUGAUAAAUCUGAUGAACAAUCACUUCAAGAAGAAACUAUAGUGACAGUGACAGAGGAGGAGAUACCAAAGAAACAGGAAAAGAUACCACAGAUUGAACGAGAAGUUUUGCAUUUAUUACCAUUACCUCAGUUAUCCAACGAACUACCACCUACCAUGAUUCAUAAAAAACCUUCGUUUGAGAAAUCCAUGUAUGGCGAACAACCUCUCAUGUCCACCACCAGUCGAUCCAACAAUACCAGUCGUUUCUCGAGGUUCUCCAUGACCGAGCAAGAUUUCCUAGCUCUUAAAAAACAAGAAACCGACGCUGCUACUGCUACUGCUACUGCUACUGUUUCUGCUGCUGUUACUGCUACUGCUACUGCUUCUGUUUCUGCUGCUUCUACAGUGACAACUCCUAUCAGCAUAGAGACACCCACAGAGACACCCAUUAUGACAGAUCCAUUACAAGCAACACACGUACGCAAAUCAUCGAUUGUUUCCAACGCAGCGCAAUCCAUACUAGGCGAUAAAUUAGAUGAUUUCACUGAAAAGUUGGCAUUUAUUAAAAAGAAUAUCAUCAUGAAUCAAGAUUCGGAUGAUGAAGAAGCGGAUAAUGCGGAAGAAACUCUUCGAAAAAUCGCUUUAUUAAAACAAGAUCCUUCUACCACUACUGUUUCCAGGUAAUAUAUAUAUAUAUAAAAAAAAAAAAAAGUUUUUUUUUCCAGCAUCCCCCACCAUUCAAUAAAACAUCCCACCACCCC